AUGCCGAUCGGAUCAUGCUUUGCUGGUGACGAUGACCUGCUUACAAGGAAGUUGGUGCACUACUUCCGUCGUUUGGCUUCACAAUCCCCACCCUCCCAGCUGCUGUUGGUGUCUACUCUUGAUUUCCGAAAGCAGACUGACAACCUGCGAAUCAUUCCCAUCUCCAUGCAACGCCAAUCUUGUGAGGCGAGGCCCUUGAGGCACUUCUGGCUGUUAAUUCUCUCAACCUUGAGAAUCAUUGCCAUUUAUGCCGCGCGGCUUGUGAACGUCAGCGAAACUUUCAUUCUCGAGAUUUUCAACCCUCUCCUGCUUUCGGUUCGGCGCACUGCGAGGACGCACCUCCAACGGCCGACCUGUGUUCAUCAAGGACUGGCAUAUGGUCUCGGAUGUAGCUUGUGCCACAAACAAACAUGUACUCUUACUCGGCCGGCUGCAGUGGGUGAAUUGUUUCGGCUGCCGGGCAUUCUGGAACCACAGAACGUCUUUGUUUCAAGCCAGACAAAGUGUUUCUGUCCUAGACAUAAUGGAUUUUACGAGACACUUCUUCUUUCUCCCGAUUCACGUCGAAGGGCAUUCGUUCCUCCAUCUUCGACCAAAUACUCCCUCUCGCGUUUCUUUCCGCAAAAAAAAAUCCGGAUUUCCUCCCACUUCAACCAAUACUCUCGUCAAACUACCUCAACCACCGCCUACCGACCGACCAUGUCCUUCAAACACACCCUCGAACUCUACCUCGAACACCACACCGCCUACAACCCCACCUCUCGCCUCCUCAUCCGCCUUACAUCUUUGAUAAUCCUCAUCUACACUACGUUCUUCACCUACUCCGACAUCUGGCUCGUUCUCAACCUCCUCCACCUUACAGCCACAACAUUCUGGUACCUCCACCACUUUUCUCCUCGCCUGAAUAUCUCCCAGCACAUCGUCCUAGCAUUCCUGCUCGUAAACUUCAUCCUCCCAUACACAAUACUCUUUACCAUAUCUUCUGGUUCUGGCUCGGCUUCUCCUCCUUCUGUUGUGAGAGAGACUCCACCACCAAUACUCACAAACCUUUCAUCCCUCCACUCCCUCACCAGCUCCCAAAUUCAGUACAAAGAUUCUGUUCUCGCGGAUUCGAUUCGUGGGAUUGAAGGGUUGUGGUGCAAAUCUGUGACUGCGGUUUGUCAGCUCUCGACAUCAACAUCAAACUCAGAGGGAAAGACGGACGAGAGGGAUAAGAAGAAGAGGUGGGAGAAGUUUUUGCAGGAGUGGAAAAUGAAUGCCACGAGGGAGGUUCGGUAUCGAGAGAUAUUGGGGGGGUCGAAGUAUGCUGUUCUCGAAGCUGAAGAGGAUAGGAGAGGUGGGUUGUGGUGUGAUGCUGACAUCUUUUGUCGACAACGAGAACUUCAAACCAUGAAGAGGGAGGAAGAGGCGCAAUUGGCAGAGAUUUUUUACGAGCUCGCACAAAUGUUGAACGAGAUGAGGUGGGAGAUGAUUUUCCUUGUUACUCAACACAAUGCGGGAUUGCAAGAGACGAGAAAGGUUUAUGAGGGGUGGGUUGGGUGGGUGGAGGAGAUUUUGGGGGAGGUUGGAAGCAAGAAGAAAGAGGAUGAGGAGGGAGAGGGAUGGAAGAGGUGGAGUCCUUUUGUGAGAGUUGUUUGGGAGGGGAGGAAGAGGAUAAAGAUCUCCCAUCAAGACGACGAUGACACGACGACGAUGAACAAUUCAUCUUUCACCAACGACGAGAAUUUCUGGACAAUGAAUCCCGACCUCCUCAUCCGCGCCACAUUUCAACGUUUUCCACGCAUUUUCGAACUCAAAGAACAAAUCCUCUCUUUUUCCCUCCCGCCGCCAACCUCCUCCUCCUCUACACCUCAUCCUAACGACUACGACAUAUACCUCUCCACCCUCCUCUCCCAUAUCUUCGGAAACUUGACUUCCUCCAAAACAUGGGAGGCUUGGAAUCAUGCGGCGAAAAAAAGAGAUAGGGAAUCUUUGGAGAGACGAAAAAAAGAGGGAUGUGGAUGGGAUAAAGAGGGAUUGGGUUUGGUGGAUGGGGGCGCUGGAGGGGGGGAUGAUUGGGAGGAUCGGGAUCUGAGGGGAAAGGGUGAUGAGAUUUGGAAGACGGUAGAGGGGUUUGAGAGGUUAGUGGUUGUUGUGGAUGAGGAUAAGGAUGAGGAUGUGGAAAGGCGCGGUAGAGAAUACGGGCAUUGGGAUGAACAUAAUCAAUGCAAGCAGGGUAUUGUUCAAGCCAAGGCUUUGAAGAAGAAGGACCUUCAGGACACCCGUCCUGCUUGUCGCGGAGGAAAUCCAAGACUUUCGUACGAAAGCAUUGAGACCCGCGAGAACGAUAGAAAGACAGCCUCGUGGACUUUGUGUGUCAAGUUUCUGGGUUAUCGUCGGCUUGUGUUGUGGACCACUGUCGCGUUCCAAGACUGGCAGCUUGCAAUGUAUUUGUUUUGA
This is a messenger RNA of Pseudocercospora fijiensis CIRAD86, 2439 nucleotides long. RefSeq lists its product as uncharacterized. The record is from RefSeq and is a predicted model, not a curated record. The transcript is spliced from 10 exons. Bases 1 to 2439 code for a protein of 812 amino acids. NCBI's taxonomy places the organism in Eukaryota, Fungi, Ascomycota, Dothideomycetes, Mycosphaerellales, Mycosphaerellaceae.